AGCAUUAUGGCUUGUGCACGUUUCUAAAAGUCAUUAAGUAUCCCUUGCCAUAUUUUUGUAACGAAAAGUUAAAGUGUUAGCAAAGAGCCCUUUGUCUAACCACAACAUUCAUUGAUUUCUUCUCUUUUUUCUUCAUUUUGCUGUGGAAACAUUGUACAUUAUCAUGUUGGAUUUCUUUCCAUCUAUGCUCUUUGGUUUCCUUACUAAGUUUCUGUGAUUCUCCCAUUUAAUGUUGUGGAAAAACACAAACACCAUCAGUAAUUCCACCCUUUUAUUGUUUGAUCACUCACUCCACUAAGAAUGAAGGAGAAGGUGAUGCAGCUAAACCAGAUUCACUCCAGGCACCAUGUUUUUUGGGUUUUCAUCAUCGUUCACUUUUCAUUACUCCUUUUCUCAGCUUUCUCUGCAGAUAUCCCACCCAGAAAAAUCUUAAAUGGUGAAAAAAGAAGUCUCGUAAAGUCGAGUUGCAUAUGGAAGAUAACAGAGUUUUUAUUGAUAAUGGACUUGUUGAGGUAACUAUAGAGAAUCCUUCUGGUCAUUUAUCAGGAAUUACAUAUAAGGGAAUGCUUAAUGUGCUUGAAACCAGAAACAAUAACAACAACAAAGGGUAUUGGGACAUUGUCUGGGAUAAUGAAGCCUAUGACAAAUUAGCUACACAACACGUCAAGAUCAUUACAGAAACUGACGAGUUAGUUGAGCUUUCCUUCACCAAAAUGUGGGACAUAACAAAAGACCAUGGCAAUUCAGUUCCUUUAAACGUAGAUAAAAGGUAUAUAGUACGACGAGGCGUUCCAGGCUUGUAUAUGUAUGGUAUUUUGGAGCGGCAAGAAGAUUUUCCCGAUGCUCAUAUGUAUCAAAUAAGGAUAGCUUUUAAGCUCAAUGAAGACAAGUUUCAUUUCAUGGCGAUAUCAGACACAAAACAAAGGAUUAUGCCUAGCCAAGAAGAUCGAGAUGAGAGUCGCAGUCAAGUUCUAGCUUUCAAAGAAGCUGUUCUGUUGACGAAUCCAACCAAUCCACAACUUAAAGGAGAGGUUGACGACAAGUACCAAUAUUCGAGUGAGAACAAAGAUAACAAGGUUCAUGGGUGGAUAUCGGAUGAUGAUGCUGUCGGUUUCUGGGUGAUCACCCCUAGCAAUGAGUUCCGAACUGGUGGCCCGCACAAGCAGGACCUCACUUCUCAUGUUGGUCCCACAGCCCUCUCCAUGUUUGUUAGUACUCAUUAUACGGGGACGGAGAUGGACGUAUUGUAUAAGAAAGGAGAGACUUGGAAAAAGGUUUUGGGCCCUGUUUUUAUGUAUCUCAACUCGGCAUCUUGGGAUGAAGCUCGUCAUUAUCGCAAGGCGCUGUGGAAUGAUGCUAAUAGACAGUUGCGUGAAGAAAUCCAAAGUUGGCCUUACAAUUUCACUGUGUCAGAAGAUUUUCCUCAUGCUCAACAACGAGGAGAAGUUAAUGGUCAAUUGCUAGUGCGAGAUCAAAGCUUGGAUAAGCAACUAAUGCAGGCGAAAUCUGCGUUUGUGGGGUUGGCAGCGCCUGGAUAUGCAGGAUCAUGGCAAACGGAAGGAAAGGGCUACCAGUUUUGGACUCAAACAGGCAACACUGGCCGUUUCACUAUAAAAAAUGUCCGACCAGGGGAGUAUAAUUUUUAUGCAUGGGUCUAUGGUUUCAUUGGAAACUAUAAAUUAAAUCUCAAAAUCACUAUCCAACCAGGAAACAAGAUCAACUUGGGUACCCUUAUAUACGAUCCCCCAAGAAAUGGCCCUACAUUGUGGGAAAUAGGGAUUCCCGACAGAACAGCUGCUGAGUUCUUCAUACCUGAACCAAACCCAACAUUUGUUAACUCAAUCCUCAACCAUGACGCCGACAAAUUUAGACAAUACGGAUUGUGGGAUCGGUACUCAGAUAUUUAUCGUGACGGUGAUCUUGUCUUUACAGUUGGUGUUAGCAAUUAUUCUAAGGAUUGGUUCUUUGCUCAUGUUCCCAGGCGCAUAGGAAACGAGACAAGGGCAACCACAUGGCAGAUUAAAUACGAACUCCAGGAAGUGAACAAGGCAGGAAAUUACACGCUCCAACUGGCCUUGGCAGCAGCUUCCUAUGCUGAAGUUCAGGUCCGAAUCAACAAUCCCGAUGCUAAUCUACCUCAUUUUACGACGGAGAGAAUCGGGUACGAUAAUGCUGUGCCAAGACAUGGAAUUCAUGGAUUGUACAGAUUGUAUAGUAUAAAUGUGCCUGGAAAUCGAUUUCAGAGAGGGAAUAAUACGAUCUUUCUAACUCAGACAAGAUGCCAUGAUUCAUUCGAAGCAGUUAUGUAUGACUAUAUUCGGUUUGAAGGACCUGCUGUUUAAUCAAGUAGCUAGUCUUGUACUAAUAGGAAGUUGGUUUAUAUUCUUUUCUGGUAGUAAUACAUGAUCAGAGGCCUUGGCUACUGAACUUGGCUCAACCCUAGUUUUAGAUAAAAUAAAUAUAUAAAAUAAGAGAAUGAAAUUUAUGUUUCUUGCUCGAACUCGGGUACCGGUAUGUGUUUAGGUGUCAGACUCAUCAAUCAAGUUAAACCGAAACUUGGAGAUACGCACAGAAAGUUCUAGCAAAGAGGACUCCGACUGGUGUCGAAACUCGUUUUAUAUGUAUUUAAAUAUAUAUGUAUUUUAUUUUUAUAAAGAA
Molecule: messenger RNA, 2658 nt
Organism: Gossypium arboreum
Lineage: Eukaryota; Viridiplantae; Streptophyta; Magnoliopsida; Malvales; Malvaceae
Exons: 14
Coding region: 471-2342 (623 amino acids)
Biological process (GO): carbohydrate metabolic process
Molecular function (GO): catalytic activity; carbohydrate binding
Source: RefSeq, a predicted model, not a curated record